GUUUCCUGGUGCAUUUUUCUAUUCCACCUUAGGAAACUUUCCCCCCCCCCUCCCCUCUUUUGGGUGCGUGCGGGCUGCGCUCCCCGCUCCGGGACCCCCUGCCGGCGCCGGGGGUGCGGGCCGCCCUGCAGCUGCAGCGGCCCGGCUCGGCGCGCCCAGGGCCGGGGGGCAGCAGGAGGACCCGCAAUCGGGGGAGGAAGGGGGGAGCCCGGCGCCCGCCCGCACCAUGCCCAGAGCCUUCCUGGUGAAGAGGCGAAGCCCGCAGCCGGCCAGCCGCAGCUGGGAUGAGCUGCCGGACGAGGAGCGAGCGGACACCUACAUCCCAGGGGGGAUAAGCUGCGUGCUGCUGAACUACCGCAUUGAAGACAGCUGCAGCUUGGAGAGCAAUGGCAGCAGCGCCACCAGCACAAGGGAGGCUGAGCGGAGUGAUCCCCCGACUCCUCAGCCAGCAGCCGAGAUCGGGAACGCAGAGGGGACCCUUCUGGACUUGGCCAUGAAGCGCCCAGUGGUCAGAUCGAAAAUCAAGUUCACGACUGGUACCUGCGACGAUGCGGCACUGCACAAUUGUGAGCUGUGCGGCAAAGGCUUUCGCUUGCAGAGAAUGCUCAACCGUCACGUGAAGUGUCACAGCCAAGUAAAGAGACACCUGUGCACCUUCUGUGGCAAAGGUUUCAAUGACACCUUUGAUCUGAAGAGACACGUAAGGACCCAUACAGGAAUUCGGCCUUACAAAUGUGAGAUCUGCAACAAGGCGUUUACCCAGCGAUGUUCUCUGGAAUCCCACCUUAAAAAGAUCCACGGGGUGCAGCAGCAAUAUGCGUACAAACAGCGGCGCGAUAAACUUUACGUCUGCGAAGAUUGCGGCUACACGGGCCCAACGCAAGAGGACUUGUAUCUGCAUGUCAAUAACGCUCACCCCGGGAGUGCUUUCCUCAAGAAAACCUCUAAAAAGCUGGCAGCAGUCUUACAGAAUAAACUCACCUCUGUCCUGCAGAGGAACCCGGAAGAUGAUGAGGAAGACGAGUAACGCAGUGGAUUACAGCGGUCACAUGCAAUGAAGUUUACAUGUCGGGUAUUUUUUCAAACACGAAAGGUAUCCGUGUAAUAGCAGGCAUCUUGUCCUUUUGGUGAUGACCGGCUGUGGAUGUUACAGCCUCAACGUGAAAGAAAUGUUCUCAGCUUAAUGCAAAUACAAGGCUUUUUUAAUCGUGAGAAUAAAAGGGAAAAUUUUGGAGCCAGCAUCGUCUGUGGAUAGAGCCCUGCACUGGUACUCGGGAGACUCCACGUUAGUUCCCAGCUCUGCCACUGGCCUGCUGUGUAACUUUGGGCAAGUCACUUAACAAUUCCAUGAUUCCGUUUUCCCAACUGUGUAAUGGAGAUAAUGACACUGAUCAGCUUUGUAAGGUGCUUUGAAAUCUGUGCGUGAAAAGUGCUAGAUAAGAGCUAGGUAUCCUUAAUAUUAUUCCCAGAUGAGAAUCUACAGUAAAAUGAAGUUAAGGAUGAGAGUAUAUAUCAUAAGGUAAGAAAUGCACAGUAAUACACUCAAACAACCUUAACUCUGCCCUGUAGUGAAAUCAUGCAGAAAUAGGGUGACGAGACAUCCCGAUAAAAUCGGGACCGUCCCGAUUUUUAGGUGUUUGUCCCGUGUCCCGACCAAUCUUUGGUUGGGACGCAAUUUGUCCCAAUAUUUUGCUCCCCCGGCAGUUUUUUUUUUGCUCUGCCGGCGGACCCCCUCCAUGUCCCGAUAUUUUCUUCCUCUCAUCUGGUCACCCUAUGCAGAUUAUGAUUAAGGUUGUUAGGAUUUGUAAUCCCAGGUUAGAAAAAAAUAAAAUUUAAAGAUGUUAGAAUUUUUUUUCAUAUCAUUCUCUCCCCCGCUCCCCCCACAGGCAUGAUUCCAGGGCAGAGUUAAGUUUUUUGGGUGCCUUGACUGUGCAUUUCUUACCUUAACAUAUUUGGAUUUCUUUUGAGUGUAACCUUUACUCUGAAUUGCCUGGUUUUUUAAUGCUUAGUUCUGAGAUCACUAUCACAUCCCUGUAGCAGUUAUUUAAUUACUGAGGCAUCUUUUCAACCUUAACUCCAUCUUAAUAUAUAUUUUUUUGUCUGGGAAUUUCCCUAGUUCUAAAAUAUUUUCAUAGAUGAACACUAAAUAAGAAACCCAAAGGGAAUGCUACCAGAUAUUUCUAAGGACUUGAAGAUACACAGCACCAACCUUCAAUCAUUUUUAAAAAAAUUAAACUUCCAAGGGUGGAUUCGCUGGGAUACCAAAGCAAUGCGAAGCAGCCAGAGGGCACUAGCCAGUUCACCUAGUUUUAGAACUACAUUGCAUCGCCAGAGCGGCACAAAUCAACCAAAGCUUACUGGUGAAUCUGGCCCUGAGUUUGCCACUGACCUAUUGGUUUAGAAGGCUGCGUUAGGGAGACCCCCACUCUGCUGUGUGGCGGGAGCAGGGAGAGAAAGACCCCAGGCCCGGAGUCCCAGUGUCUCUGCUUCCUCUUUGCUCCCGCUCUGGUUCCCUUGGCAGUGCUGGCCCAGUGUUCAAUGGAGCCAAGCAGCAGUGCAAACACUGAUGCCCAAACAAGUGUGCAGCCGCCGAAUGGAACCUUUGAAGAGCAAUGCCAGUUGGGCCAAGCCAUCCAUCAGUGAGAACUCCUGGCACGUGUCCAGUCUGCCUUGGUACCACUGAGUCAUUACAGCCAAUAGUACGCUUGCUUUCAAAUUAGCUGGCCAGGAAGGGUGGCGAUUGGUGCUCUACUCUGCUAAGAUCACUCAGGACAGAGAAAAGACUCAUGCCAACACUAAUUAAUUUCUUAAAGGACCCAGUUUGACUGCAUAAACCAAUGAAUGAAUUUACUUGUAAAUUAUCCAAAAACUCAUUCUGUACUCAGGGAGUGAGUGCUGGACGUUUGGGGAGGACACACUCUUAUUUUGUAUAUAAAACAGAGGUUGCAUCCCUGCUUUAAUGCAAAAUGGAACUCAGCCUGAAGUACGGAACUGAACUCAGCAGCACCUCCAUGGUUAAUAUAUGAAAAUGAUGUCAGAUUCUGGUUGUGUCUGUAAACUAAAUUUUCUUUGUUUGCCUCAGUCCUUGUACAGACAUCUGCGAGGGCUUUGGAGGGGAGGGAAAAAGCUUUUGGGUGUUCUUAAGCAUUUCUUAAUGAAGCAACUAUUUUAUGCAACAAGACUGAGGGUGCUUGGGGCCUUGAAAGAAUCUUAAUAAAGUGAAGCUUUGAUGUAACGAA
Chrysemys picta bellii (western painted turtle) is the source of this 3239-nucleotide messenger RNA. It is a transcript of the gene OVOL2, whose product is annotated as ovo like zinc finger 2. Gene Ontology annotation, molecular function: RNA polymerase II cis-regulatory region sequence-specific DNA binding; DNA-binding transcription factor activity, RNA polymerase II-specific. Gene Ontology annotation, cellular component: nucleus. The record is from RefSeq and is a predicted model, not a curated record. NCBI's taxonomy places the organism in Eukaryota, Metazoa, Chordata, Testudines, Emydidae. Gene Ontology annotation, biological process: regulation of transcription by RNA polymerase II; epidermal cell differentiation.